AAAAUUUCUGUAUAUCAGCCGGCUUUUUGUCUUCAACUUUAGUAUAACGACCACUGCCACACGAAUGAUGAACACCUCUGACCCUCUAGCUCCGAGUCCUUUUAUAAACAGCAAUUUGACAAAAAUGAAAGAAAGAACAUCGUUUAAUCAGGUGAUGAGCUGCAGAGCCUCCAGCAUGUACAAAGUCAUGCAGAUGGUGCAGAAGAUGGCGCAGAAAAGCUGCAGGAGAGCCUGCCAACUUUUCUGCUGCCCAUUGGACAAUCUGUUGUGUGAAAACAUCACAUGGUGCCCAGAAAAUCACCACCCUGCACAGGAUAAAACUAUACCAGUGAGUCUCCGGAACCCGCCGCCGUCUACAAUUUUGAUUGUUAACAUCAGCAACUCCACCUUGAUUGACUGCGUCAUCGGGAACGACACCUACCCAUCUGCAGUGGCAGAAAAUCAGCCUCUAAUGCAGGAAUCUGAGCUCCAAAUGCAUGAUCACAUGAGGUGCAGCUGCAGCUGUGGACAGCAGGGAGCAGCACAGACCUCUGCUGUUCCUCCUCCUCCUCCUCCUCCAUCAGCAGAGCCUCAGAGCAUCAACAUCCACAGCUCUAAUCUCAGCUGCGUCAUCAUCGGAGACAAUAACUAUAUGCAGGUGGACAAGACCCGCUUGAUGGAAUCUGAGGAAACACACAUGUGAGGCUGUAGCCGCACACAAAGCUGACACUACACAUUCUAGCAACACUUUGUCAUUCGGUAGGAUAACCAAAGUAACUGAAACUCAGUAUUAGGAGACAUUGUGAAUUGGUCACCCUUUGGAUUGGUCUCAGUGUCAGUUCUGCUUUGACUCAGCCUUUAGAUGGGUUUCAGCCACUACCCAACUGUGUGUGUUUGCACGUACUGAUUUAAAAACAUAACUACAGCUAAUUGCGGCCGACUAAGUGUCGCAAGAUUUUCAGUACGCAGAAACAAACGUCAGCUCUCCAAACCAUACCCUAAAAAGAUCCUCUUCAGUCAAAGGCUUUCCUGUUUUGCAAUGCCGGGCCUUCUGCUUCUCUGUCAGAUAUGAGGACAUUAAGGUGGAAGCAACUGGAAUUUUUACUAUAUCAAUUUCCUACAUGGAUGAGUCAUCCCUCUAUGAUCAUAUUUCUUUCUUUCUUUCAUUAUUUAUUUAUUUAUUUAUUCAUAUAUUUAUUUAUUUAUUUAUUUAUUUAUUUUAUAUCUCCUAGCAUAAGCAGCAUAAGCAUUGGCUAUUCUUCCUGGGGUCCACCAAUUAACAAUAAAAUAAACAAACAAACAAUAAAAAAGUACAUACAGAAGAGAAACAAAAGUGUCAUCCUUUCAACAGGAUAUGAAACCAAACACAAAUAAUUAAUCAAUCACAAUUCCUCAAGAAUUCAUAGCAAACUUGAUUUUUUUCCCCUUCAUAUUAAUAGUCAUCCUUGUCUGAUGACAUCCUUAAAUUGUAUAUUUAGCCCUCCCACACUUUUACACGUUUAAUUCCAAGAAGAAGGGUAUUUAAAAACAUGAUCUGUCAGUAAUCAAUGGUCCAGUGUUCUGAUAUACUGGAUGGAUUUUUGUAUUGUGUAAAUGCAUCAACAAACAGUAUUAAAAUACUGUGGCUGUGGCUGAAAUCGUUAUCAUGUGAAGGUGUUGACUUGUAUAAAAACGUAUGGCCUAUGGUCAUUUACAGUAGACUACGUAGUAGUGUUCAUUGUUGGAAGUCAUUUUGAUUUCUUGCGUUUGUAUAUUU
Thunnus maccoyii (southern bluefin tuna) is the source of this 1735-nucleotide messenger RNA. RefSeq lists its product as uncharacterized. NCBI's taxonomy places the organism in Eukaryota, Metazoa, Chordata, Actinopteri, Scombriformes, Scombridae. The transcript is spliced from 5 exons. The coding region runs from base 65 to 682 and encodes 205 amino acids. The record is from RefSeq and is a predicted model, not a curated record.